CUCGCCAUCAACGCGACGCCGCGGGCGGAGAAAAGUUCCGCCGAAAAAUUAAAUGUUCGUCGACCAGGUACUCGAUCUGCAGCGGCCGAACUUUUAAGCACAACACCGCGGCUUGAAGCUGGCAAGCUGUAAUAGCGCGUUCAACCACCCACCAUGGCGUUCUCAAAGUCCCCAUCCGUAGCCACAGGCUUCAAGCCGAGGAACAAGCUUCGCCGACAGGCCGCCUUCCUCUCCAUAAAAAAGUCCAGAGAAGCAGAUAAGCGUGAUAUGCGACAUCGCCGCAAGCGAGAGGAAACAAAAGAUGCCUCACUGCGCGAAGAACGCCUCAAGAACAACGUACCCCAGACCAUCGACAACAAGCGAGUGUGGGACGAGCCUGUAGGUGACGAUGAAGACGUUCUGGGCUGGGCGGUAGAUGUGGAGCGACUGGCGAAGAAGCGGAAGCUGGAUGCGGAGACAGCUGCACAGGACGAAGAUGAAGGCACACUAGCCAAGCUUAAGAAGAGAGAGCAGGAGCAGUCUGAAGGCUCAGACGACGACGAGGAAGACGAAGACGCCGACUCGAUGCUGGAAUCCGACGCUGAAGACAGCGAAUUCGACUCCGACGACUCGGAACUCUCCAAAGCGAAGAAGCGCGCCCCGUCCCCCGACCCCUCCGUCGCAACCACGUCCGCAACCAACAUGGAACUCUCGCCCGAAUUCCUCAAGCAGAAAUUCCCACAGCUCUUCGACCCGCAACCCGAACCCAAAAUCCUCGUCACAACCUCCAUAAACUCCACCCUGCACACCGAAGCCGACACCCUUACCUCCUUCUUCCCCAACAGCACCUACAUCCGGCGCACAGCACACGCCCACGCACACAAGUACUCGAUACGCGAGAUUGCUCAAUUCGCCGCCGCCCGCGAGUACACUGCUGUUGUGGUCCUGAUGCAGGCGCACCACGAGAAGAAGCCCGACGGCCUGGACAUCGUACACCUGCCAAACGGCCCGCAUUUCCACUUCAGCGUGACCAACUGGGUCGAGGGCAAGAAGCUGCCGCGCCAUGCGAACGACACAGGGCACUAUCCGGAGCUCAUCCUUAAUAACUUCAAGACCCCGCUGGGUAUCCUCACAGCGCAUUUGUUCAAGGGGUUGUUCCCUGAGGCUCCGGAGCUUGCAGGGAGACAGGUUUUGACGCUGCAUAAUCAGCGUGAUUAUAUCUUUGUAAGGAGGCAUCGCUAUGUCUUCCGUGACAAGCGCGAGUCGGAGAAGCCGAUCCUGGGGAACGACGGGAAACCGCUCAAGGGCGUCGAGGAUGUGAAGGUGGGUAUGCAGGAGAUUGGGCCGCGCAUGACACUCAAACUUCGCAGGGUGGACCGCGGGAUCCAAUUCAAGAGCGGGCAGGAAUGGCAAUGGAAGGGCCGCAUGGAGAAGCAAAGGACACGCUUCAACAUGUAG
Messenger RNA from Boeremia exigua, 1437 nucleotides. RefSeq names its product anticodon-binding protein. Lineage: Eukaryota; Fungi; Ascomycota; Dothideomycetes; Pleosporales; Didymellaceae. Gene Ontology annotation, biological process: maturation of 5.8S rRNA; maturation of LSU-rRNA. Gene Ontology annotation, molecular function: rRNA primary transcript binding. The coding region runs from base 154 to 1437 and encodes 427 amino acids. Gene Ontology annotation, cellular component: nucleolus; preribosome, large subunit precursor. The transcript has 3 exons. The record is from RefSeq and is a predicted model, not a curated record.